Messenger RNA from Didymosphaeria variabile, 1374 nucleotides. RefSeq lists its product as uncharacterized. The record is from RefSeq and is a predicted model, not a curated record. NCBI's taxonomy places the organism in Eukaryota, Fungi, Ascomycota, Dothideomycetes, Pleosporales, Didymosphaeriaceae. Bases 1 to 1374 code for a protein of 457 amino acids. Gene Ontology annotation, cellular component: mitochondrion. The transcript has 2 exons. Gene Ontology annotation, molecular function: proline dehydrogenase activity; FAD binding.
AUGCGUUCACGAAUUGUCACUCGGGCGCAGCCACUGCGCGUAGCAAGGAUUCAAGCCUGUGCUCCCAUCACCACCACACCUACAAGUACACCAUUUCGCCGGAAAGAGGCUGCCGUACAACCUAGAAUACAGACACAACCACAGAACCGCGUGUUCAAGGAAUUACCACUUUCCGACCUCGUCCGCACACUAUCCGUCCUUUCCGUUGCCGCCCUACCAGCACCUCUCUUAUCAGCAAUCAUCGGCUUCGUCCGAAGACACAGCAGCUCCAUUGUCUCGUCAAGAAUUCUAUCAUGGCCAAUACGACGAACAUUCUACAAGGCGUUCUGCGUCGGGGAGUCCAAGUCCGAGAUUGCCGCGAACAUCGCCACUCUUAGAUCUAGAGGCAUCAAUGGCGUGGUGCUCUCUUUCGCACGCGAGGCGAAGCUUGACGGGUCUGAGACAAAUGCAGCAGCUGGGAAGGAAGACCUGGCGUUGAAGAGCUGGGUGGCUUCCAACAUCGAGACGAUUUCCCAGGUUAGCUCUAGCGAUUAUAUCGCUGUGAAGUUCACGGGAGCCGGUGCCAAAGCCGUGCAGGCGAUGCAGAAUUUCAAGUACACGGAUUCCACCAUGGUCGACGGCUUGAAGGCGCUCAAGGAGGGCAUGUUUGAGGUCUGCGAGUUCGCAAAGCAGCGAGGUGUCAAGGUCAUGGUUGACGCGGAGUCAUCAUUGCACCAGCCUGCGAUUGAUUACCUCACUUUAGAAGCAAUGGCCAAGUACAACACCGAGGGCAGCGCUCUCGUGUUCAACACCUACCAAAUGUACCUCAAGGCCUCUCUCGAAAACCUUAAGUCACACCUCCAGAUCGCCAGCUCUAAAGGCUACACUAUGGGCAUCAAGCUUGUCCGCGGCGCAUACAUCUACGUCGAGCCCGACCGUGCCGGUAUAAUCCAAGACACCAAGCCCGACACCGACGCCGCCUACGACGAGGCCGUCGACAUGCUCCUCCGCGGCACGCACACCACAACCGAAAAGCCCUGGACCGCCGAAGUCAUGCUCGCCACACACAACACCCAGAGCGUCGACACAGCAAUGUCCCUAUUCCGAUCACGGCCCGCUGGAAAGCAGCCGGUGCAGAAGCUUGUCUUCGCGCAGCUAAUGGGUAUGGCUGACGAAAUCUCGAUGAAGCUUGCGAAUGACAUCAAGGCUAUUUCUGCGGAGACAAAGGCGAACGAUGUUAGCGUUUACAAGUACAGUGUUUGGGGGAGUCUUGAGGAUUGCUUAUUGUAUAUGCUGAGGAGGGCGGAGGAGAACCAGGAUGCGGCGGCGAGGAGUAGAGUGACGGCUGGGCUGAUGCUCAAGGAGAUCGGUAACCGCUUUGCGUUUUGGAGAUAG